Messenger RNA from Chironomus riparius, 2421 nucleotides. The record is from the annotation of a GenBank genome assembly. NCBI's taxonomy places the organism in Eukaryota, Metazoa, Arthropoda, Insecta, Diptera, Chironomidae.
AUGCUUCAACGUGAAAGAAGCACAUUAGAAAUGUUGGAGAAGCAAGAAAGGAGUCUGAGGCAGCAAAUUGAAACAAUCACUCAACGCGAGUCAGAAGUUAGAAAUUUGGCGAAUGAUUAUGAGAAAGAAUUGGCAAUGCUUAAGCAUACGUUUAGGGAAGUACAACGAAAGUCCGAAAACGAGUCAGAAUUGCGUAAAAAAACAGAAGCAGUGCUGAAAGAGACGAAAAAGCGUCUUGAAGAAGAACAGAGCAAGAGAAAACGUGAAAUGACGAGUAAUCAGCAAUUUAAUGAUAAGAUUAAUGGACUAGAGAAGCAAUUGAAUGAUGUUCAAGAGAAAUAUAAAUCAGAAACGGAAAAUAGUCAAAAGCUGAAGAAACAAAUUGCCGAACUUCGUCUGGUAAAAAGUGAUAUGGAACAUAAAAUGGACGAACUUCAAUCAAUAAUGACUGGACUGCAGACACAACGUGAUGUAUUACAGCAAGAAGUUGCUGAGUUAGAGACGCGUUUAGCACAAGAAAAAACCGCGCGAACACAAAGUAUUGAGAUCCAGAAAGAGCUUAAAGGAAAAGUUCUCACAUUACGUAAUAAUAUGGAACGAUGUACCAAGAGAGAGAUGAAGGUUCUCGAUGAUAAUCGACAUUUGAGUGAGAAAAUAUCUGAAUUUGAAAAGGAAAAUGCAUCAAUUGAACUUGAACUUAAGGCUGUUCAGAAUCGCUAUCAACAAGAGUUAAAUACGAGACAAGAAAUUGAAAAGACGAGAAUUGCACAUAAGGAUGAUAUGAGUAUGCAGGAAGUAAAGUCAUUGCAAGCUAAAUUAAACGAGGAAAAAUCAGCGAGACAAAAAUCCGAUCAAAUGUCACAAGAGAAGGAACGACAGAUAUCAAUGUUGUCAGUCGAUUAUCGGCAGAUCCAGCAGCGAUUACAGAAACUUGAAGGUGAAUAUCGUCAGGAAACUGAAAAGGUUGAAUUCCUACAUAUUCAAUUAGAGCAAGAACAAAGUAAAAAGACUUCAUUGUUAUCAGAAUUCAGCCUGCAAAGUUCAGAAGUGGCGCAUUUAAAAUCAAGAGAAAUUCAGCUUGUAAAGGAAGUCCAACAAUUAAGAGAAAUGAAGAAAAAAUUCGAAGAGGACGUAGCAAAGAUCAAAAAUGCUCACAAUUCAGAUAUUUUACAAAUGAAGGAACUACAAGAUCAAUUAGAAGCCAAACAAUAUUUCUCGCGAUUAUACAAAACACAAAGUUCCGAAUUGCGAGAAGAAUUAGCACUAGCUAGAGCUGAUUCCGAAGCUCUGGUGAAGUCAAUAGCAGAGGAGACGGUGGCAGACUUAAAAAAAGAAAAGACUGUGAAGGAAUUAGAAAUUAAAGACUUAAUAGGAAAACAUAGGAAUGAAAUUGCAGCUAAGGUGACACAAAUUCAGAGUCUACGUGACAUUGAGAAUGAUUUGAGCAAUAAGGUAUCGAUCAAAAGUAGUGAAAUUGAGGAACUUACGAAUCAAAACAAUAAAAUUCAGGAUGAUUUGGUUAAAUAUAAGGUUGAUCAGGUGGAAUUGGAGAAGCUUCAUGCAAAAUUGAAGAAUGAGACGUUAUUGAAGCAGCAAGCAGUCAAUAAACUCGCUGAAAUAAUGAAUAGACGUGAUGGAGUCAUUCCAGGCAAACAAAAAACGAAGGUCAGUGCCAGCCAGAAUGCUGAACUUAAAAAGAAAGAAAAGGAGAGUCGACGACUUCAAUUGGAGUUGACACAAGAGCGCGACAAGUUUAAUCGAUUGAUGCUCAAAUAUCAGGACAUACAGAAUCAGCUUUUAGAGGAACGACAAGCAUCCGAUGUGAUCUCCUUGUAUCGUCAAAAGAACAAUUAUCUGCAAGAUCAUAUGACGACAAUAAGUGAUUCUCUCAACACAUAUGCCGAUCUGUAUAAUAAGGCACAACAACAAAAUUGUUUAUUAAGGAGAUUAGGAGAUAAGCAGGAAUUUGUCAAUUGGAGUAUGCAACUUGACAUUGAAAAUGCCAUGAAAGUUAAUCUUAAAUUGGAAUCAGAAAAUUCGCAUCUGGGACACACAAUUGAAUCCUUUAGAAACAAAGUUGAAAAGGAAAGCUCGAAAACUUCUCAGCUAUCUAAACAGAUCGCUAUUAAGAAUAAGGAAAUUGAGAAGUUCAGAGAAACCCGCAUACAACAAUUGAAGCAAAGUUUAGAGGAAGAAAAGAGCUUGCGAGAAUCGAAAGUGUCAAGUGCACUAGCUGAACGAAAAAGAGUCACAAAAAGUGCUGAAAAGGAACAAGCUAAGUUACAGGAAGUGAUUAAAUUAAAUGAAAAUGAAAUAAUACAGAAGCAAAAAAGAAUUUCGGAAUUAGAGACGGAACUGAAGGAAGCUGAAAAGAUACAGACAUCAAUUUUAUCUCUUAUGCAAAAAAGCAAGCGAACUUAA